GGCCAAACUCCUUCCACUUGGCACGAAUCAAACAGCGCAAAGAAGGAAAGAGAUGUUUGUGUCGUUGAAACCAUGUAAAGCUCAAGAAAAGGCAAAAGUCAGGCCCAGCAGCAAGAAUGUGUCCAGCAGUGAUGGUCAGUGGCCGUUACGUAAUAGUUCAGAAUGGGUGCAUUCCUCCGCAGCCCAUUUUGAUGGAACACUGCUGUUUGAUGGUAGGGGGGAACGACUGGGAUAUUCAUGUGAAAUGCCGGCCACAUUUCAAUCAACGUAAGAAAAGUAAAAAGUGGCGAAAUAUUAAAGAAGUGUAUCCUGAUGCUAAGGUGGAGACAAAACAUAACGAUAUCCGGCUGACGUUGCCAGUGCUAAGACAAAGUCUCGAAGUGGCAGCCUUUGGAAUUCCAGGAAAAGAUGACCAGAAGCGAAUGCAAAUGGCGAUCUUUGGGAAGGAGCCAACCAAAGCCUGUAACUGGGAUAUCCGAGUUUAUCUGAUAGAUGAUUCCGAAAUGGCGUUCAAGCAGAUUUGCAAGAAAGUAGAAAAUGAAGAAAUGAAAUUUUUGACAACACUGUCCAGCUUGUUUGUAUCCAACAGUGAGAAAGAUAUCAGCAUAGAGGUUACUGCCGUGGCUUCAGGGUGGCACAUCAUAGGGGACUAUAAGAAAGGGAUAGCUUCAAGAAGUGCCUGGAAUUCCCAAGAAAAUACCACAGAUUUUCCCCGUUGUGAUUUUUGUGUGAGUCACGAUGAUAUAAAAGAACGGCAGUUCUUCUGUAAAAUGAGAGCAACACACGAAAACGACAGUGCUGGCAACGAGAUUGUGGCCUUUUUCCAACAGAAAAGUGAUGCCAAGAUCAACAACCCAACUGAAAAGAAGUUCAAGAACACGCCGAAGAUGAACUGUUCAAAAGAAUUUAAUGCUACUGGAUGAAGUCUCUGGAACGGAUUGUCAUUUUACAGCUUCCUACCAAGCCUCGCAGCUUUGUAUUAACAUUAUGAUUUCCACCGUCUAGACACGCUCUCGAAUCUCUAGAGAUAACAAAAAAGGCAUCCAAUUAAAUGGCAAAAAGGACGGAUCUAAACUGCUUUGAAUUUAUCUUUGCCAAGUUGGAAAAAUAGCUAAAAAAAACUUAGAUAUGGAAUGCACGAGGCAAAUUAAAACGCAGUGGUUAAUUUUCUUUUUCUGCCAAUUUUAGGGACCAAGCCUAAUACCUCAUUUAAAUCUCUCAGAAUCUUACAGGCAGUCAAUUAAAAGCCAAAGAUUUCCAGCCGUCGAAAGUUUUCUUGUUUGACUUUUGUUUGACAACUCUCUUCUAUGUUUUUCUUCCUUUUUCUUUUUUGUUUCUUUGUUUUUUUGUUAUUAUAAUAAUUUUUUUCAAUUUACCGCCUUAUUUUAUCUAUACAAAUUAUAUACAGUGAACCCCGUUAACUCGAAUUGCCAAGGGAAACUGAAAUUACUUCAAAAAUAAAAUUCUGGAUAAUGAAAAAGUCCCUAAAAGUUUUUGCCUUUCACCCUUUCGAAAGUUACAGUUAUCAGGAAAACUUAGUAAAGCUGAAAUGUAUAAUGUGUGAAUUCUGAAAUAAUAAAGGCGUUCUGCAAAAG
This is a messenger RNA of Pocillopora damicornis (cauliflower coral), 1595 nucleotides long. RefSeq lists its product as uncharacterized. Lineage: Eukaryota; Metazoa; Cnidaria; Anthozoa; Scleractinia; Pocilloporidae. The record is from RefSeq and is a predicted model, not a curated record.